CUGACAGAUCUCAGAUGCACGUUCUUUUUCCUGAUACAAAGUUUUAUUUGCAAAUAACACAAACUGCUUAUAGUGCUGUGGAAAAAUAUUUCCCCUCCGAAGUAGGAACAAAUUUAUUAUUUUCUUUGAAUUUUGUUAAACUUGAAUGUUUCAGAUCGUUAUGAAAAUGUCAUUAGUAUUUAAUUUAUUGAGAGAAAGAACAGCCUUUAAAAAUAGUAAGAUCUGUGUGAAAAAAAGUAACUGAACACUUUGCAAUAACACUUUGGUAGAAAUGUUUUAUUUCAACACCAUUUUGGAGGGUUUUUGAGCACAAACUACAUCUCAGUCAGGAUAUAAGCUGAUUUUGACUCCAAAGUGCUGCUUUUUUGUAAUUAUUUUAGUCAUUUAAAAGUGGGUUAAUGUCAAUAAACUGAUAACUAGAAAUUCUCCUUAGCAUACCUGAACAUAAAUAUAUACAAACACUAAUAACUUCGCAGUCUCAAUUUAAUAGUAAAACUAUCCGAUACGUUGUUUGCUAGAUAACCGUCCGUCAGAGCGACUUAUGAUCAGAGCAGUUUGAUCAUCUUUCAGUUUAGUUGUUCAGAGAGUUCUGGUGAAAAGCUGCUAUAUUUGUUGACCCUGGAUGUUUUUUGUCACAGAACAAAAGAGUUGCACAUCAAGAGGUUCGCUGCUCCCCGAACAGCAACAAUAAUAAAACCAAAAAAAAAAAGUUUUUGUGCAGAGAUCCGUGGCUGAGGAUGUAGCAGUGGGAAGCUUCCUCGCAAAACUGCUUUGAUCGUUCCUUCAAAAUAAAUCAAAAGAUAAAUUAAAAACCAAAAAUAGGACAGAAGGGACUGAAGGAAAUCAAUGCAGCAGACGAGGGGAGGGGGCACAGGUUCAGAUCCCAGCUCUCUCUUCUCUGCUGGAGUCAUUUCUACUUCAGGGAGCAACAAAAGGGGAAUCGGCUUCACACAGACUCGGUUUGUGUGCGCCGAGGUGUUGACUUGUCAGCAAUUUGUGGGAUGCAUGGGGCAGAUUAGAGAGUUUGAAAAAUGGCUGUCUAUCUGCAUGCCUUAUUCCUUCCUUUCUUUAACCAUUUGCACUUUUGCUAGCCCAAUUACUAAUUUUAUUUGGAUGUUUAUAGGAGAUUUGAGCCCCUCUGGAGAAGCAGCAGAGGUCCACAGCUUAAGGGACACCAGGAUAUGUUGAUGGGAAAAGCAAUAAGUUAUAAGUUCUUAAUGGUAAAAAUGGUGGGAAGAAAACUUUUGUUUAUAGAAAAACCUAGGGAGUCCUAUUCACAGUUUGCCACAAGGAGACACAAUAAACGCGUGGAAUACUGUGCUGAACCUUUUGGAUCAAUUUCUCGAUCAGCAGGGACAGGAAAGCUGCCGGUCAGAUGGAAGUAAAGCUGUUAGAGACUUGAUACUGAAGCAGCGAUUCAGGUUGUCUGUGACCCUAAGCGUAGAUGAAAGCGUUACGAUUAAAAGCCUCGAAGGGGAUUCUGCAAAGUAUGGACUGGAACUUACUGUUGCUCUGUGUUUGUAUUAUUUGUCACUUUAACUGCUGACCAGCAUGGGACCCAGCAACCAACUUUCAGCAGAGCCUUCGGGACGCUGCCUCAGAGCUGUCAGGUUUUUCACAGGAGACAUGCGACGGUGUGGACAGUGGGUGAAAAGGCAGGUUCUGAUCAUCCAGCUGCUGGACGGUGUCUUACGAGGCACGGCUCAGGUCAUGUUUGUCAGUAACCCAGUCAGUGGACUUCUCAUUUUGACUGGCCUGUUCCUGCAGAACCCCUGGUGGGCUCUAAACUCUCUACUGGGAGCUUUGGUCUCCACGGUGUCGGCUCUGCUCCUCAGACUGAACAGGAAGGCGAUUUUUGCUGGGCUUCAUGGAUACAACGGGACUUUGGUUGGUAUGCUGAUGGCUGCGUUCUCCUCCAAGGGGAACUGGUACUGGUGGCUUCUGUUCCCAAAUGUGUUCUUGUCUAUGUUGUGCCCUGUAGUCUCCAGUGCUUUGUCCUCCAUUAUGAGCAAAUGGGAUCUCCCAAUUUUCACUUUGCCUUUCAAUAUUCUGACUUGCUUGCACAUCGCAGCAACAGGAACCGCUCACCCGUAUUUUCCAGAGGUGAAAAUUCAACCCAAAGUACAUCUGCAGCAUAGCGACUCUCUUGCAAACCUCAGUAUACCACAGCUAUUUUUGUCGGUGCCAGUUGGCGUUGGCCAGGUGUUUGGCUGCGACAGUCCCUGGACGGCGUGUCUCGUCCUUCUGGCCCUGCUGCUAUGCUCGCCAGCUGUCUGUUUGCAUGCCUUGUUGGGCUCCGCUGCUGGCCUGUGCACUGGACUUGCAUUAGCUGCACCUCACGAGGACGUCUACUCAGGACUUUGGGGAUAUAACAGUGCGCUGUCCUGCAUUGCUAUUGGAGGGGUCUUUUAUGGUUUAACAUGGCAGACACACAUACUGUCUCUAAUAUGUGCACUUUUCUGUGCAUACGUGACUUCAGCAACGUCAAAACUAAUGUCCGUGCUCGCGUUACCGGCCUGCACGUGGCCUUUUUGUCUGUCGACUCUCACCUUCCUCCUACUUUCCUCGGAGAACCCGGCCAUCUGCAGGCCGCCCCUGUCCGCCGUCUCCUACCCUGAGGAAAACCGGCACUACCUGAGGCAAUUGAAGAUGUCAGAAAACGCCCUGAGCAGCUGCAAGGGAGAACAGACUCCGGAGAAGAUGGAGGGAUGAAUUCUCAGCCGGAAAUGUGAAAAGCAGUUGCGAUGGGUCUGUGAGAGAGAUGUCGUUUUGCAUCAGUUUGACUGUGGCUGCUGUUAUGUUCAUGUUUUCUGCUUAUAUAACCGGAUCAGUUACAUAAAAAUGAGUGUUUUCUGGUUGAAAAAUGUUUUGCUCACAAUGCAGUACAUCUCGCGCCCUGCAGGUGGCGACAGAGAACCACAAAAACAAGAAAGUCACACCGAAUGGAAAAUCAGGAAGAUGUAAAUAUGUACCUGCACUUUUAGUUGCGAGUUGUUGUCAGGAAUUUAAUGAAGAACAUAAAGUAGUUUCUACCAAGUGUGAAAUCAUUUAGGGCUCCCAUACGGAGACGGGAUGUGAGCAUUCUUCUGCUCAUCAUAGCACAGUUUUGGUGGGUGCUUGUGGAAGAUUUAAUAUUCAGCAAAGUCUUUCAUCAAUGCAGACAGUAAGCUGCGGGAUAUUUUCCAAAUUGUUCCCCCUGUAAAGCCCUCUCUCACUGCCAGCCAUAAUCCAUCACUGUAUUCCAAUCUGUCCUCUUGUUUUUCAAUCAUUUCUCAUUUCUCCUCGGUUCAGACACUUUUUAUGAACCGGUUGUGUUGCUUGUCUUUUGUCUUUCCCUUCAUCCGUUAUCCGUCUCCUUUUCGUCUCUCGGAUGAUAACAGCCAGUCUCGCCCCUUUCAAGCAGAGCGAAAAGAUUUCAGUGGUUUUGAAAAGAAGAUGACAGGCUGCACACCAGGAGCUCUGUCUGGGUCGAUGUUUGCCUGUGCAUCUUAAUAUGUCUGUGCCGCCAUUUGGCUGUCUGUCUGUGCAUCUGGUGUGCUGAAGUCUGGUCAGAGUGAAAAAUAAAUAAAUAAAUCAGAGCCAGUCACACUUACAGAAAUGUGUGGGAGAUGCAGACUGGGGGGGGAGGGGGGGAGAGAAGGUGUGAGACAUGACGGGGGGAUGGAGUUGAGAUUUUCUUUUUCUUCUUUUUCUUGUCUCGUACAGUAAAUGUUGUUUCUCUUUGUGUUGUUUUAAACUAUGUUGAUUAAUCUGCUGCCCUUUGAAGGGCAGGGUGAGGGUUGGGAGCAGAAUGAUGUGGGAUGAGGUUGGUGUCACAUACUCUGUGCCCGUGCUGUGUGCUCACAGCAGGGUGAAUCAUCUCUUUUUUUCCCCCUGAAUCCCUUGCAGGAAGCACUCGCUAGUCCCAUAAGACUUAGCAGCAAGGGAUGACAGCAGGCUGCAGGGAUGAACUUUUCUCAUCUAUAAACUCUCUCACAUAUUAGCAGCUACAAGAUCUGAUGGUUCCUCAUAGAGGACAAUGAUGCCAAAGUCAGAGCCAAGGAAGCUCUCAUCUGGCCUCGGAGGAACAAAAAUAAAGCAGCUUGAUUGGACCAGCCAGUCACCUGACUUGAAUCCUGUUGAAAAUUUCUGGAAAGAACUAAACAUCAGAGUUCAUAGAAGAGGCAGAAGCUCCCAGGUUUAAAGACAACGUGGAAGAAUGGGACAAAAUGACACCUGAGCAAUGCAUGCGAGUACUUUCUCCAAACAGGAGGCAUCUUCAAGAGGUCAUUAUUUAAUACAUUUCAGAAAGCGCCUUCAAUGCUUCUUCUGUAUAUCAUUUCACAUUAUCACACAUAACUUAAUUCCUGAACUUUUUUUGUUUUGGUUUCUUUCUUUGUAUGAAUUACUUGGCUUCUUACCCACACCUGGUCAGUAGCAACUUUAUUUAUUUACAAUGAAAAAUUGUGAUGUGUUCAAUACUUAAUGUAUUCGCUGUAUAUUUGUCACAGCUCAGGUAAAAAAGAAAAAUAUAUACUAAUUCAGUCUGGAAAUGUGAUCAAAACAAUCUGCUAGGUGUUCUUAAGUUAAGUUGACAAUAAAAUAAAUACUACUUGAAGCAAUUUGUCUAAUAAGUUUUU
Poecilia reticulata (guppy) is the source of this 4619-nucleotide messenger RNA. The record is from RefSeq and is a predicted model, not a curated record. NCBI's taxonomy places the organism in Eukaryota, Metazoa, Chordata, Actinopteri, Cyprinodontiformes, Poeciliidae.